Messenger RNA from Jatropha curcas, 1777 nucleotides. It is a transcript of the gene SAP, whose product is annotated as Transducin/WD40 repeat-like superfamily protein. Lineage: Eukaryota; Viridiplantae; Streptophyta; Magnoliopsida; Malpighiales; Euphorbiaceae. The record is from RefSeq and is a predicted model, not a curated record. Gene Ontology annotation, molecular function: protein binding.
CUCAUCCUGCGUCUUUAUCUACACCUUUUUGUCCUUGUUUCUUUGCAGCCCAUAUCUUUUUUCUUUCUUUCCCUCGUUAUAUAUUCUUAGAUUGAUUAAUUUUUAAAUGUCUUCUUCUUCCUCAUCUGAAGAUGGCAAUGGAAAUGGCAGCGGUCGUCAUUAUGGUGCAGGAAGCAGCAGAGCAGGUGAAUAUGAAGGGCCAUCAAGGACUCGUCCACGUGCCAUUAACGAGGUUUGGCCUGAGCCAUUUGUAGAAGCCCUUGCUGCUCAGGUGGCCAUUGAUGCUUCUCGCAUUCUUGGCCGUCUCGCCGCAGCUCAGGCCCUCGCUAAUGUUUUUCAGGUCUGUUCUACGUGGCGAGCCGUAUCACGUUCAGAUAUGCUGUGGCGUCGCCUCACUCGCCGUAUCUGGGGUCGUACCCAUCUCUUACACGACACCUGGCGUGACGAGUACAUUUACCGUCACCGGACGGCGAGGAAUUUCCGUACCCGCACAUCAUCUCAUUUUAAUCUUCAUUUUGAUCCAGCAGAUGUUGAUGACCCUAAUGAUCCUGACGCUCUCAUUUGCCGUUGCCUUGCUCUCUCCGACUAUCAUCUAGCUUGUGGCUUCUCAGAUGGUGCUGUCCGCUUGUUCGAUCUCCGCACGCGCCACCACACUCGCACCUUCCGUCCCCAGCACCGUGACCGCCUAGGCCGCUUCUCUCGCGCUGUCACGGGUAUAAUCAUAACGAGCACCCGCUUGGUUUUUGCUACGCUGGAUGGAGACAUCCACGUGGCAAUCAUAACCAGCAAUGCCCCUCCACGUAGGGUCCAUUAUGGUGACGUGGUGACUGACGGGGCAUUAGUGGAUUUUACGGGCCGUGGACAAUGGUGGGUGGGCCUCCACGCUGGAGUUCCAGGCCGAGCUUUUCAUAUAUGGGACAGUAAUACUGAAGAGCUGACUUUCGUCGGCGGGUUGUUGACCGACCCGGACUCAGUCACAGGCUGGCACACACUGACCGAGUUAACAGAGUUGGUAGGCCGAGUUAGAGUCACGAGCUUAGAAUCGGCCGUGGCAUGCACGAGUUUAAGACGAAUGGCAUUUGAUUUAAGAAACCAAGCGGUAAUAUUGCAUGAGGAAGAGUACAGGAGAGGUAACAUAGUGGGCUGUUUUGACGUAUGGAACGAGGCGUAUAUUGAAGUGAAUAACCGAGGAACCGCUAGAGUGCGCCGGGUGGAUACGUUACAGGAGAUAUGCAGGUUUAACAUAAGGCCACAAAGGGGAAUGUUAGGGUGCAUAAACGGAGGGUACGCGCUAAUAUGCGCAGGGGGUGUGAUUAGGGUAUGGGAGAUAGAACGGACAGGAGAAUAUUUGGAUAGUUUUGGGGACGGAGUCGGUGAGGUCAACGCAUUAGUAGGGAAUGAUAGACACGUGGCAGCAGCAUCAGGUGACGCGACAAUACACGUAUGGGAUUUUGGGGCAGAGUAGGUAGAGGGAGUAGGAGUAGGACUUGACAGAAAGUAGGGGAAUAGAGAGGGUUAUGCAAGGGAUGGUGACAGGAGGGGUGAGGUUAUCAAAAUAAUAACUGACUCGAGAGAGAGAUGUGUACUUAGUGACUUUGACAAAUGAGGUGAGAUGAGAUGUGGAUGGGCGUGUGAAACGCUAUUUUGGGGACUGUUUUAGGUUUGACCGUAGAAGUUGAAGGAUGUGUUUGGUUAUCAAGUUAUUAGUAUUAUUAUUAUAUCUUGGUUAUUAACUUAGUCUGUUGUUUUAUGGCUUUUUUUUUUUUUUUUUUUUUUU